GAGGUCAGCUGACUACCUGAAUAUACUGAAGGACCAGGUUAUUCCAUCAAUGGAAACAAAAAUGAAUGCAAGACAGAAAAAGAUGUUGUGACAUUGCUGAAGCUUGUGGAAACGAUGCCACAGAGAAUGUGGACGUAAUCAAAGCUAAAGUGUGUGACAAUUUUUUUUGGCCAGGAGGUGUAUGCAGAUGUGAAACUCACUGCUCAUAAGCGAGCUAACCUCAGUACCGAGCAGUAAAACAGUUACUUAAGACGUGAGAGUGACUAACAGAGAGACACCAUGAGGAUCACUCUGUGUCUCCUCACAAUGUUGUGUUUUCCUUCGAUCCAAGCUGGGGGUCGUGGAAAUACAAAUGGAAACAAAAAAGAGACAGUGAAUCAGGAUGUUCUGCCUGAUGGUGUUAGAGACUCUUUCACAACCACUUGUGCAACAACGAAAACCGGAGUUCCCCUGAAAGACUGUAAAAAUGUCCUCCAGGAUUGUCUAGCAACAGAUACCUUAUGGACCAGGUGUUAUGAGGCCAAUAUUACAAGUUGCAGAGUAAGAGGCCGUUUCAUACAUAACUUCCUUCGUCUGAUGGUGAACUCGUCUCAAGAGGCAGAGGGGCGUCCCACCCUGGAACACACGGUUCGAAUCCCAUCCUCCGCUCUGCAGAAGAGCAGAGGAUCUGCGACUGAGAAGGAAGUCCUGCUGGUCGCCACGGUGAUCAACAGCACUUUUUUUAAGCUGAGCCCCCCUAGGAUGAGAAAAGGGAGACGGGUCAUACCAGUCAUCAAACAAGUUCUGGGGGGGUUAGUCCUGGCAGUGAGGGCAGGGAGCCAGCCUGUCAGAAACCUCACACAACCCGUCAGAUUAAUCUUCAAACACAACAAAAAUGUAGAAAAUGGGACUUGUGUGUUUUGGCAGGAGUCACAGCUUAACGAUGGAACAGGUGAUUGGAGCACAGAUGGAUGUGAAACCGUUGACAAUGGAUCGGAGCAUAUUUGUAGCUGCAACCACCUGAGCUUCUUUGCUGUGCUUAUGAACCCAGUGCUAACAGUGGAUAAACUCAAUGCUGUGAGGCUGAGCUACAUCACCUACAUUGGUUCAGCGCUCUCCAUUUUCUUCACCAUCAUCAGCCUUAUCAUCUAUAUAUGUCUUCAACGGCAGCGUCCUGAGAAGGCUAUCGGUGUGCAUUUGCAAUUAUCAGGGGCGCUGCUCUGCCUCCACCUCAGCUUCCUGCUGUGCAGCUUCUGGGUGUGGCAGGAUGAGGAGGGCUGGGUGUGCAAGGGUCUGGGUCUCUUCUUACACUGGUCGCUGCUGGCCACUGUUUGCUGGCUGGCGCUGGAAGGAUUUCACCUCUAUCUUCUCUUGGUCCGAGUCUUCAACAUCUACGUCAGGAGAUACCUGCUGAAGCUCAGUCUGGUCGGAUGGGGUAUUCCUACACUGAUUGCCGGGAUUUGUGGGAUUUUAGAUGUUUAUGGCAAAUACAGUUUGGAUGUUAAAGAUGACACCAAGCCCAUUUCAACAUCACAGAUAUGCUGGAUGAGCAGUAAGUUCCCCCAUAGGCUUUUAGUCAGCUACGUCACUACAGUGGCCUUCCCCUCCCUGGUUAUACUGUGUAAUAUCUGCAUGCUGGGGUUGGUAGUGUUUAAGCUGUGGAGGCUGAGGGCAAGAGGUGGAGGCAGCAGUGGCUGGAAGAAGAUGAACAGAGAGAGGUUAUGGAAGGACUGUACCACAGUGCUGGGCCUCAGCUGUGUGCUUGGCUUACCCUGGGGGUUAGCGAGCACCACCUACAUCUCCUACUCUGGGAUCUACCUGUUCACUAUACUAAACUCCUUGCAGGGUGUGUUUAUGUUCCUGUGGUCCGUGGCUUUGACCUGUAAGCCUCGAACUGAUCAUAGCUCCUCUAGCAGAGACCCUUCCUCUCAGAAAGUGAUGACUACCAGUUUCAAUAACUGAUAUUCACAGCUACAAAUGUAGUAUUGCCUAUAUUAGGUGUUAUAACUCUCUGUACAUAUGCAGUUAAAAGAUAACUUAUAACAAUAAACAAUACCUUAAUCAGUCGCGCUGUCGUAAAUUACGGAAUAAAAAAUACUCUUAUUGACUUAAAUGCAAAAGUGAGCAUGUGAUGUUUAGGAAGACAACUUGCCAGUGCCUAUGCAUUAUAAGACAACUUGUUUAAUGUGGAUAGAUGUUUAUUCUUAUUAUUAGUCGCGUAUUUUUUACUUUUAAUAAAUAUUGGUUUAUUUAGUUAUUGCAGAGGGAAUUAUGCUUAAAAGACAUGGUUGUAUUAUUUUACUGGUCAGAGAACAGUUAAAUAAAUCUGGAUUUUGAACUGUUA
Molecule: messenger RNA, 2323 nt
Organism: Eleginops maclovinus (Patagonian blennie)
Lineage: Eukaryota; Metazoa; Chordata; Actinopteri; Perciformes; Eleginopidae
Product: adhesion G-protein coupled receptor G1-like
Exons: 13
Coding region: 280-1941 (553 amino acids)
Biological process (GO): cell surface receptor signaling pathway; adenylate cyclase-activating G protein-coupled receptor signaling pathway
Cellular component (GO): plasma membrane
Molecular function (GO): G protein-coupled receptor activity
Source: RefSeq, a predicted model, not a curated record